This is a messenger RNA of Monascus purpureus, 3399 nucleotides long. NCBI's taxonomy places the organism in Eukaryota, Fungi, Ascomycota, Eurotiomycetes, Eurotiales, Aspergillaceae. The record is from the annotation of a GenBank genome assembly.
UACAGGCCAAUCACAGGGCCGCCCGGUUACCGGCUGUUGCUGCCUUGGGUUUGGGCGGUCUCGCGGCUGACAUCGCAUCUCUCGCUCUCCCCUCUCACUGCCAAUUCUCCCCUCCCAUCUGGCGCCACUGCUCUCCACGCACCUUGUGCAUUUUCAUCCUCACCGUGCGGAUACCGUGCGCAUUUCCUGAUACCUACCCUUCUCCAGGGAAAGGUUCUACAUUUCUCCGCCACCGACGCCGUACGAUCGGAAUCUUGACUUUCCUUUCCCAUACUACGGAAACUUGCCAUUCUAUUCCCCGCUCAGUCUCCUCGACCCUUUGCCUAGAAACUCUCAAGGCGUCUGUGGCUCAACUUGACUCACGGCUUCUUCAAUUUGCUCAAGCAGCUCACCUUUCUUUUCAUUUUGCGUUACGACUUUAGUUUCCAUUCACUACAAGGAUAUUCCGAAUCUCCCUUAGAAGCCCUCCGCCCGGCUAAUAGACGGGUAUCAGCUUUGGCUAGCUGUACCUCUGACGACCACGAGUCCGGACGGUUUAAAAACGAUACUACAGGCGGUUAACCCAUUGAUCGCUCUGUAACACCGACGUUCUUUAGCGGGUUCUAGAGUUGUGUGGAGAUCAGCCCUACGUUCCAGUUAUAGGGGCGGGAAGCCCAUUGCCUAUCUGUCAAGAGCUCACGAAUGUGGUGAUAUUGGAGGAAUUGGAGUCUUCACAAUUUAUUGAUUCUUUCUAACGUGUCGUUACGAUCGCCGAUUUCCUCGGUCUUCCACGAAAGCAUCGACCUUCAAUCGCUCUCUACGAUAUAUGAUAGCGGGGCAACAAUCGCCGACCAAAAUCCCUUUUUUCAGCCCAAUCUCUACUUAUCCCCUGAGCAGCAGGAUCUUCUCCUCACUGCCCUUUCUUCGAACCAUCCAUCACGAAACCAGGACAAAACUCCACCCCUAUCCAAGGCCGAAUCGGGCCACGCUUCCAGCUUUAUGACUUCUCCUACGGGUGUUAUGAACCCGUCUCAUGAAGGCACGACUCCUUUUGGCUUUGCUGAUGAUGAUGGGUCUUUCUUGGAUUUCAACGCCGAUGCUGAUUUUGACUUUCGGGACGCGGAGAACUUUUUUGGAGAUAUUCCUGGGAGUGUGGCUCCUGAAGCGAACUCGGAGGAGCCGGAGAUCGCAGAAAACUCGCCGGAAUCUCGAGAGAAGAGAAAGGACUUGGUUGAUGGCAAGUCGGAGGAUAAUAGCGAAGAGACGGGCAAGAAGCGAAAGGAAAGUGAUGACAAGGGCGCCAGAAAGCCAGGUAGAAAGCCCCUGACCUCGGAGCCGACCUCGAAGCGCAAAGCGCAGAAUCGUGCGGCGCAGCGAGCAUUCCGUGAACGCAAGGAGAAGCAUUUGAAGGACCUGGAGACAAAGGUGGAGGAACUCCAGAAGGCUUCUGAUGCAGCAAAUCAAGAGAAUGGCUUGCUACGGGCUCAAAUAGAUCGUCUACGGGUUGAACUCAGGGAAUACCGUAAACGUCUCUCUUGGAUGGCUAGCGGAAGUGGCCUUUCCGCGAUGAGUACCAUUCCGAGUGCCCACUCAAAAGGCAUGUAUGGCCUGAACAAUAGCGAAUUUCUCUUCGAUUUCCCUAAAUUCGGGGGCCUGCCAGGCGCACAACCCCUCAGCAAUGGCCAGGCGAUCCAGACUAAUUCGACUUUGGGCCUUGGAGCAGCGGGUCGUGAUGGCAAGAACCAGGUACCUGGUAUCCUCGGCCUAGACGGUCUUGGAAGCUCUGCUGCCCAAAGGCAAACCGCGUUGAGCCACAGCCCCAACAGCAUCGGUCCCUCAUCGUACCAUAGAGAUGCGACCGCCAUUUCUUCGAGUUCUACCAGCACGGCAAAGGGUUAUAGGCCAUCGAAUAACCUAACUGCUGGAACCAACCCGGUCUGCUCCAAGACACAACCUUCGAAACCAUCCACCAAGGAUACACCCAACUCCGAUUCCCCAUCUUCGUGUUCCGAUUCCCACCAGAGCCAGGUGCUCUCGUCAAGUAGAACGUCCCCAGAACCAGACCUUAACUCUUCAUCCGUUAGCAAGUCACAUGAUGCCAGCAUUGGACACAGUUGUGGUCUGAUCGACGGAGAAAAGUCAUUCUGCGAACAGCUUGGCUUAGCGUGCGGCAAUGUUAAUAACCCAAUUCCACCGAUACGAAGACGGUCCAGCACCAACUCUCAUGCAGCAAGUCAACCUCCAAGCGCAACGGAGCCACCGCUUGGACUUGAUUGGUUUGCUCAGCAGAAUGGGGGACAAUUUGAUCCAGUACUCUUUGGCGAUUGGCGAGAGCCACAGGAUGCUGUCCUGUCGCAGGACUUCGGCGACUUCUUCAACGAUGCCUUCAAUAUCCCGGAACUAGACAAUGAACCAGACCAUCAGCAACCACCCAAGCAUGAUCUUAUCGCGAAGAUUGACAAGAAAAUGGAUGAGGAUGAAGAAGUUGUCCCUGGGGAAGAUAAGUCACAGUUGUGGACAUGCACAAAGAUAUGGUAUGGCUCUAGAGACAUGCACAACUCGCUUUUACUUCGGGCCAGAGAUGCUAAUUUACUCCCAGGGACCGUCUACAAUCUAUGGAAAAGUUCCGCAACGGCGAGAUCGAUGUCGACUUGCUUUGCUCAGAGCUGCGUACCAAAGCGCAGUGUUCUGAGGGCGGCGUUGUCGUUAACCAAAAGGACGUGGACUCCAUUAUGGGUCGCGUUGGUGCUUGCGACAAAAGUAAAAAUUGAAAUAGGGGCUUUUCAAAAUGUCAAGUUUGGAAUAUUACAUGCCAUCAUACAUUCCAUAAUGGGAAAAGCACAAAAAGGGAAAACUGUUCUGUUCAUCAAACUGUAUGAUCUAAGAUACUACCACUGAUUGUCAUGGUUAUUGAGUCACUUAUUUUCUCUUGCUUUUUCUUUCCCCGCUUUUCUUCUCCAUUUCAUUAUUGUCAUCUCCAUAAUUCCCCCACUCAUUCCGUUAUAUUUCAUCAGCUCGGUCCAUGCUUCUGGCUUAUCAGCUCUUGGCGGUUCCAUUCCCCUAUUCAAUGAUCUUCGGAGUACACAGGUUUAGCAGGCGUUGAUGCCGUACAGGCUAGGGCUAGGCUAUUACAGACUCAGGAGUAUUAGGUAUUGUAUCUAUCUAUCCAUUUUGUCUAUCCGUCCUUCAGGGAUAGAGGUAGUUGUUUUUGGAUGAAGGAAAAACAUCUGGGAGUUUACUACGAACAUGGUGUAUUGGGAUUGAAUCAGGAGGAACAAUUUGAUUAUCGGAUUUUUUCUACCAUCAGCUGUGGACUUGUAGUGUAGUUUUGAUAUUGCCAGAACCAAGAUUCAUGAUAUAUAAGUGAAUGGGACGGCUGGGAUGGAAUUUUUCUCAAUUAUCACCUACAUAUUAAUAUUU